Messenger RNA from Podarcis lilfordi (Lilford's wall lizard), 19294 nucleotides. Lineage: Eukaryota; Metazoa; Chordata; Lepidosauria; Squamata; Lacertidae. The record is from the annotation of a GenBank genome assembly.
CCUCUGUGUGAGAGAGAGAAGGAAGGGGACGGAGGCUGUCCGGCUCUGCGCUCUGCCUGAGGCACAACCACUAGCAAGCCAUUAUGGCCACCCCUUUCUGGCUCAUCUCCUUCCUGCUGGCCAUGUUGUGGGCUCAGGUAAGCACCGGAGAGGGCAGGUGUGUCAGCCUGGAGCAGAGAGCAAUGGGGCGGUGAAGAUCCUUCUCUGCACUCCAGGGCAUCAGGGACUUCAGUUAGGUGGAGGGUCCUGCGUACAAUUGAGUCCCAUCCCAAAGGCAUUUCCACCUGGAGAACCAAUCAGGGGGUUUCCCUCGCCACCAGGGUCCAUUUGAUUGACUGAUUUGCAGCCAGGAGGAAUUUUGCCAGCCUCUCUGUCCUAGACAAGGCUUAUGCUGUGCCAAGGACAGUAGACAGAGCAUGUAGUGGAAUAUACACGUCCAAGCUUCCAGCUAGCUGCUGAGCUACAUUCAAGGUGUUGGUUUGGGUGUAUAUACAACUAGAGACCAGGAUAUCUGAAGCAUCGUCUCCCCCCUUAUCUAGCCAAUCAGUCACUGAGCUCUGAAGGUGAGGGCUUCCUGCAGAUAAUGAUUAUUAUUUAUUGAAUUUAUAUACCGCCCUAUACCCGGGGGUCUCAUGGUGGCUCAGAGAAUAGUAUCAAGAUAUAAAACCACACAAUGCAUAAUAAAAAUAAAAACAACGACCCAAUAGCCCACUCCCAAAAAAACACAUCUUACCCAGCAGUCUGCUCCUUAUAAUAUAGGAAUUCAGUCUUUUGUAUGUGUUGUAUGGGAUCCUGGAUGACAGGUCGUUUUUUCUACCUGUGAUCUCUACUGCCUUGGAAAUUUAAGAGAUUAAUCUGUGCUUUUUCUGUAUACACCUGUGCGAUUGUAUUUUGUUCCAUGCUUGGAAUGAGCUGGUUUGGCUUAACGAAGUUCACUGAAUUAGUUCAGAAAUGUCUGGAGCACAAUUCAAAGCGGCUCCCGUAAUUGCCAGGUGAACCGAGCAGAUAUUGUUCAUUAUGGGGGUAGACAUUGAGACAAUUUCUCUAGUUCAACUCUGUGUGGUUUUUUUUUCUCCUCUUUGGGUCUUUAAGCUUCAAGAUGAUCAUUGUUUGGAAAAGUAAAUUAAACCAUUCACAUGCCACUGUGUGUGCUCUUGGAUGUUUUCUUAGUCUUCUUAAGUGUGUUUUGUAACAGGCAGCUUGUAACAGUUUGAGUGCUGGGAAAGAAAAAUUGCUGAGGAUCAUUUGGAUAAACUUGAAUUCAGCUGAACUGAAUGUGAACCAAACUAGUUGGUUUUGUAUAGGGACAAACGAGAACUGGAAUUCGUUCCUUUUUGGGCAUGUUGAACGUGAGUGAGAACUUGUUCCUUUUCAAAAUGAAUUUUCCAAGCUCUGAUUUAAUUUUCUCUUUGAAUGCUUGUGCAAAACUCUGUGUGUGUGUGUGUGUGUGUGUGUGUGUGUGUGUGUGUGUUUCUCUAAUAAAGCUUUACUUAAACCAUAACCCAACAAGUGUCUGGAACUCAGGUGAAUGCACUUGGUGGACCAGAUAAUAAUAAGAAAGUUUGUAGGAGUUUCCAGAUCAAAAUCCUUUCACCUAAUCAAACAAAUCUCCUAAUUAAACAUUAAAUUCUUACACAUCAUUCUGUCCCUUCUUAGAAAGUUCUGAAAACUGAGACCGGCAUUGGCACGCCAGACCCCACACCAUCCCUCUUUCUUUCUUUUUUAAAGCUUCUUGAACUUAGAAAAAACAACAACCCACAUUUUCAUAGUCAGGGGGUGCUGGGCAGGCAUGUACACAAUUCACAGAAUCAUAGAAUUGUAGAGACAUAGGACCUCAAGGGUCAUCUAGUCCAACCCCCUGCAAUGCAGAUGCUUAUGUUAUUAUUUUUACUUUGAAAAUAUAUUUUUCCCUUUUCUAUAACAUCCCCCAUCCCAGUAAAUUCAUUUGGCAUCAGGGCAGCAAGAGCAAAUUUCAUUUUAUUCCCAUAGUCACAACGGUGCUGCCGUUUACAUGUGUUCCAAAUGCAAAACUGCACUUGUAGCUUCUUUUCUUUCAAUCUGGGUUGGCAAACUGUGGAUUGGAGGAGGAGGAUAGCACCAAAUGGGAUGGGGGUGGGGAGAAAAGGAAUGCCCGUGGUGUGCUCCACAACUGACAUAAUUACACCUGGCCCUCUAAAGUGUUCCCCAUAAGACCCUUUAAGUCCAGGGUGUGAAAUUACCAAGUUGUGGCACUGAAUCCACAGCAAAUCCACUGUAAGUCCAGCACCUGUGUUCUGAAGGAGGGAAAGUUAUUGGGAGUUAAGUUGAACAAGUCUCACCCCACUUCAGAAACGAAACUCCAAGUCCCUGGAGAAUACUUAGCCUGGAAACAUCUGGCUUGGGUCGGGGGAGAAGUAAUGAAGUUCUGCCAUUACAGGCCAUUUUCUGAUUUCUGCAAUAGGGAGAGCACCUAUGUCGAAAGGGUGGUGGUGCUCUGUUUGGAGUGCAAGUUGGUAACCCUGUGGCAGUUCACCACUCUCGGGAAAUGCCCCCGCCUCUUCAGAUGGAGAUGUUGGCUUGUUCCUUUAACUUCCAACCUUCACGUAAAUGUCCUGGGAUCUCUCCGCUCUAUUCCGUCAUAACUGAAGAAAAAAAUACGCUUUAUCAGGGGGCUUUAGAACUCUCUCCAACAGAACUUUUCAAUGCCUGGGGGGAAAUACAGUUUACAGGGUGGCUUCAUGAGGAAGUCCCAACAGACUGCUUAGAAAACUAUAAUGUGUUUUCAGGGAGAGACAGGCCUUCUGCAAAUGUGGGCUGUUGUGCCCUGCGAGAAAAAGGUCUCCAGGUCCCAAAGGAGCCUGCCUUCAUUUUAGCCGCACAGAGAGAGGGAUCCUGUCCACACUCUCAUUUCACAAUCCUCAAUUGUUAGGGCGAGAAGACAUGUAAAGAAGGAUGCCCCCAGCCCACCAGCAAUGAGUCUCAUAGGCAUGUCUUUCAGCUGCUGCAGCUUUUCUGACUCCUGCAAAGGAAAGCCCUUCUCCUCUUCCUUUGCAUCAGGCCGCCCUACAGAUUCCCAAGCCUUUGCUUUCCUCACGGAGGGCUUGUGCAACUGGAAUGUCCUCUCCAUCCCACCCCCUUGCACCUUGGAAGCCGCUUUUCCCUUAUGGCACUUUGGCCCUUGGACCUCCCCCUCCAAAGAGCUGGAUGGGAUCAGCUGCUUUGCAUAGAAAGACGCAGAGACUCUUGACUCCUGGGAGGGCACCGGACCCCUACUCCCUUCAACAACCACCUAUUUGGAAUGGGAAACUUCCUUUCAAUGAACAUUAAAGGCUAUGAAGCUUCAGAGAUAAAAGGAAGGGAAGUUCUAGGGUUCUUCAUGGGGGCAGGGUGGUGUAGAUGUGGAGGAGAGCAAAGCCAUUCAAACUUUGGAGAGCCAGCUCCUGGAUAUCCUGCAGCUCUGCAGCAGUGAAGGAGGCAUCCCUCCCCCUUUCUGCCAGCUGCCCCCUGAGUCAACAACAAGCGUGAAAUGUCCAUGCCGGCAGCUGGGAGCAUAAAAAUGCAACCCACCCCAGUGACCGAGAGCAAAGAAGCUGGAAUUCCAUGUGGCUUGCAUUAGUGACACCCUGCAGCAGAGCUCUUCCUGGAAUGAUGGCCAGGGAGGGAAGUGGCGGGGCAGGGAAGGAAAGUCCCAUACAAAAUCCUGAGGUGUGACCCACCAUCCCGCUCCUCUGCUUGACUGCUGGGUGCUUCCACAAAACCUCCCUUCUAUGCUGAAUUUCUGGGUUCUUGCCUACUUGCAGAGAGAUGAGCCCCCAUGCUCUGUUUUGUGAAGUCAGCUUCUUGCUUGGGAAGGAGAGAGAGAGAGAGAGAGAGAGAGAGAGAGAGAGAGAACGCACAUCAGCCUGGAUAGCUCAGUUGGUUAGAGCAUGGUGCUGAUAAUGCCAAGGCUGGAAGUUCGAUCCCCAUAUGGGACAGCUGCAUAUUCCUGCAUUGCCAGGGGUUGGACUACAUAAUCCUCAGGGUCUCUUCCAACUCUAUGAUUCUAUGUACACCCCCUUCAACAAGUUGGAAGGUGGGCACUACAGUGGUACCUCGGGUUAAGUACUUAAUUCGUUCCGGAGGUCCGUUCUUAACCUGAAACUGUUCUUAACCUGAAGCACCACUUUAGCUAAUGGGGCCUCCUGCUGCCGCCGCGCCACCGGAGCAUGAUUUCUGUUCUCAUCCUGAAGCAAAGUUCUUAACCCAAGGUACUAUUUCUGGGUUAGCGGAGUCUGUAACCUGAAGCGUAUGUAACCUGAAGCGUAUGUAACCCGAGGUUACCACUGUAUACACUGAUGUGCAUAUACACCUGUCCUGCAUCCCCCAACUUUAUACUGCACCCUGUUCCAAAUAGAAGAUGUCCUUCCAUGCAGUUGCAGAUCUGUAAGGCCCUGACCCAAAUCCUAAGCCUUUCCACCGAAGGGGCCCCUCACAGCUUGCGUGAGCAGGGCAGAGUGAAAGGAUCCCCUUACAGCGGAGGACAGGGGGAUGUGGCGUUCUUUGUGGCGCUCCAGGAGGUUCGCAUGUGUGUGUGCAUCCCCCCUUGGCCACCUGCUGCUAUGGAAUCCAGGGCUGGGAGCUGGGUUACAUUUCAGGGCAAGUCGGGAGCAGGAGAGAAGGGAUGGGGGGGUCACAACUGGCAGAAAUGCUGCAUGGGAAUGUGAAGUUAAAUUCACAGCAGUUACGAAAGCAUCUCUCCUGGCCAGUGUGGUGUUGCUGUUAGAGUGUUGGCCUGUGACACCAGGAGACCAGGGGCGCCUCCAUACUGUCACCAUUUUGUGGCCGGGGGGGGGCGGUUCAGGUGCAUAUUGGAGCUUUAGGUUUGUGUAUAAAAAAUGCUCUUGUCUCCCUACUGAAACAAAUCCACUCCUUAAGAAAGAAUCAGACUUUCGCAGUGUGGGAUGAAGAAAUGACCGUCAGGAAGACAUAUGGAUACCCCACAAGCAAAUCAGGAUGAAUGCUCAAUAAAUAGGUCAUUCAAAGGAACUCCAGGGUUCAAAUCUACUGCUUGGCCAUGAAGCUCAUUGGAUGACCUUGGGCUAGUCCCUGUCUCUCAGCCUCACCUACAAGGUUGUUGUGAGGAUAAAAUUGGGACGGGGAGAGCCAUAUAUUGCACCUUGAGCUCCGCGGAGGAAAGGGGGGACGUAAAUGUAAUAAAUGCACUAGCAUAAAAAUUGAACAAGGCAACCGGUCUCUGGAGAGAUUUUACCAAAGUUUGCGCUGCAGCCUUGUCUUUGCCCGACCCCUGAAGCGGCUGUCGGGAUGGGGCUUGUGUGAAGGCGGUGCAGAAGCUCAGCUCAGUCUCUUCUCUGCAAGGCUCCCAGCCGCAGCAGUAGGGCAAGCGGGUCUUUCCUUAGAAGCUGGGUGCCAGGGAAGUCUGCCAAAGCAAGAUGGGAAUAACGUGGGAAAGGAGCUGAAGGAGGGUCCAGUCAUUCAAAAUAGAAACAAAAAUAGAUCUCACAGGGAAGGAAUGAGAGGCAGGAAGCAGCCAUCACCUCCCUUGGGUCAGAAACUCAGUAGCGUAGCCUGCACUGUGCCAAAAUCUGGGCUGGGAUCUUGGCUGGCUCACGAGGAAGGCCAAAGCAGAACAGUGCUAGAACAUCUGCUCUGCAUGCAGAAUGUCCCGGCUUCUGUCUCCAGGUAGGGCUGGGAGAGACCCCUGCCUGAACCUCUAGAGAGGUUGCCAGUCAGUGCAAGCGAUACUAAGCUAGGAGGGACUGAUGGGCCUGAGUCAAUCUAAGGCAGCUUCCUCUGUAAGAAGUCCAGCCGUCUCCAUGCAGCUGCUUGAGGGAGGGGAGAUGUGGAGGGAGCAGGGAGCAGCAGCACAUUCUCAGCCGGCCCCCACAGUCCCCUUGCUUUUUAUAGCCAACAGGUUCUGCUAGUAUCCACACUGUGAUGGCAUGGAGACAGGCAGCAGAUAAAAGCUUUUUCUCCCUCUCUUAUGACACUAGAAACUUUUGAACAUCCAGCAGAGCUGAAUGUUGGAAGAGUUGGAGGACAGGUGAAAGUGCUUCUUCAUGCAGCACAUAGUUAAACUAUGGAACUUCAUUCUUGCAGGGAGAUAGCGAUGGCCACCAACUUGGAUGGCUUUGAAAGAAGAUUGGGCAAAUUCAUGGAGGAGAGGGAUAUCAGUGGCUACUAGCCAUGUGCUGGACUAGAUGAGCCCUGUCUGGCCUGGAGGAGAAUAUAAGAAGGGCCCUGCUGGUUCAGGCCAGAGGGGGCCCAUCUAGUCCAGCACCCUGUUCUCGCAGUGGCUGACCAAAUGCUUCUGGGAAGCCCAAAUGCACAACCAGGGCUUGGGAUAAGAGCCUGGGCUACUUUUGGUGGGACAGCAACCUAGGAUUCAUCCUCCUAAUAUGGGGUUAUCCUGUUCUCACGGUGGCCAGCUAUAAGGGCUCAUCCACACUUCCUCUCGUCCUGCUCUUUCCCCCGGAGAAAACUGUUCUUUGGCACUCAAUCAGAGCAAACGGCAAUUCAGGUUUUCUCUGGAUUGACGUUUGCUCCGAGUUAGCACUAAAGAGCACAUUUUCUCUGGGAAAGGAGUGGGGCAAGGAGAAAACCACUCCAACUCAUGCCUAGAAAGUGCAGGUCAAGUGGGAGACCACUCCAGCCCAUGCUUUCUAGGCACAGGACCAGCAGCAGUGUGGAUGAGCCCUCAGUGUCUCUUGGAAGAAGCCCCUAAGCAGCCCCUGAGUGCAACAGAAUUUUCCUUGCUUGUGAGUUCCAGCAACUGGUAUUCAGAGACAUGCUGCCUCCAACAUGGAGGGAGAACAGUGACUAGGAGACAUAGAGAAAUUCACGGAACAUAAAGCUAUUUAUCAAUCUUUUAAAUCUACUCAUGACUGAUUGUACACCCAAGUUCUCAACCUAGUUGAAUCAGAUGCUGGAGCUGUGUAGUGGCAGGGAGUGAGGAAGGUGGCCAGACAGGGACUGUUGCCCCUGGAGGACAAAGGAGUUUUAUUUCUGCCAGAUCUUCAUUUUACAAAACUUAUAGCCUGCUUUUUCAGCUGAAAGCCAAAGCAGCUUGUGCAGAACACAGAACCGCCAUGAAAUUAAAAGUCAGAACAGAAGGCAUAAAAAGGGGGGGGGUGUAGCAGACACAAUAAUAAGCCUCUGAAGUCUUCAAUAUGUCAGAGACUGAUAUAACACCUUUUUUCCCCCCUGGCAGGAUGUCUGUUGCUCUGAAGAAGAGGUCCAUAGCAGCCCCCCAGUACUGCAUCUAAAGCAGCAGAAGGAUGGGGCAGGAAGGGUGAAGAGGGCUUGGGUGAUCCCUCCCAUCAGCGUGUCAGAGAACCAUAAGCGGCUCCCCCAUGUUUUGGUGCAGGUAAGGAGGAGAAUGGGCAGCUUGGUAUUCAACAGUGGUGGAAAGUGUUGGUUCAGGAGAAGGCUUGGGAAGCAAAGAAAUGCCCUUCUCUUCCCCACCCUGGUGUGAUGUUUCCAUGGCUGCUCCUGCUCUCUGCUUGCAUCCCACCAAGGUCUGCAUUUAGGCUUCUGACCCAGGAUCGUGCCUUGGAAGGAAAUGGCUGGACUGAGCCAGCCCUGAGACCUUCAUUGAGAUGCUGUGUUGUCAUCUGCCAAUAGCACAGCACCCUGCAGAAACACACCCACUUGCUCAUUGUGCUCAUUGCUAGAUCCAGUGCAGGGGUCGCCACCCUUCCUUACAGCCCCAUCACAAUCAACCAGGUUGUGGCUGCUCCUCUCCCUCCCACUCUGCCUCUGAAGGCAGGUUAAAAAUACAGUCUGGCAAUGGCACACAUCCUUCAAUACAUGCAGUGCUCACCUACAGCCACACCGGUUCAUUAUACCAUGAAUGUUGACCGUAAGCACUGAAUGUGUGUGUGUGGCCUUGGUUAUGGUGAAGGCGCAGCUGCAUUUGCCAUGCCAGGCUCCCCCACACCCUCGGCUUGCAGGCACCCACGUGGCAGCCCCUCCUUGCACAACAGCACAUGCAUUCACAAGAAAAGUGGCCCUCGCCUUCCAAGGACGUUGCACUGUGCAUCAAGCCUUUCAUUGCGCCAUGCAUCGAGAAAGGAUCCUGGCUCAGUGGCAGAGCAUCUGCUUUGUGUGCAGAAAGUCCUCCCAGGUUCAAACCCCAGCGGCAUCUCCAAGCAGGGCUUAGAAAGACUCCCUGCCUGAAUCCCCCUGGAGAGCCACUGCCAGUUAGUGUAGAGAUAAUAUCAUGCUAGAUGGAAUCAGGCAGCCUUCUAUGUCCCUGAGCCUGGUUGGGAUUUAAGUCACAUCUGGGUACAGAGAGGGGGAAGGGCAGCACCUGUGGGCAGGAGCAGGAGAAGUGCCAGCCCUCUCCCAGCACACAGGGCUAAUCUCCCUUUUGUAGAUUAAAUCAGACAAGCAGCAGCCCGGAGGUGUGAUCUACAGCAUCAAGGGUCCAGGAGUGGAUGAAGAUCCCAAGGGUGUGUUCUCCAUUGAUAAACGCAACGGGAAAGUCUACCUCAACACUGUGCUGGACCGGGAAAAGAAUGACCGCUUUCGGGUAAGGAAAGCCCAACUUGCUUCGUGGUUCAUUGCAGCUCCGGAGGGUGUUUUAAAUGUCAGGACUGAGCUCCGGAACACAUGCAAAUGGUGGUGAUGAUGAUGAUAAGGUACUUCUGAGCAUGUGCAAAAUGUAUUUCCCUGAGUAGACUCUGCCAACCCUGAGAUGUCCGAAAUGUUGGGUUGCCAGAGGCCAAGCUGGCUGGAGUUGAUGAGAGUUUCCAGACCCAGAAUAUUUUAAGGAUGGAAGAAUCAUAGAACUGUAGAGUUGGAAGAGACCCCAAGGGUCAACAAGUCCAACCCCUGCAAUGCAGGAAUCACAGCUAAAUGUAAAAUCUGACCCAAGAACAGAUAAGCCAAAGGGCAGAUAAGUUUGGCCAUCAAGCAGUUCUCUCUCACCUCCCAAGCAGAAGGCAAAUCACACCCCUGUUAGCAAGGAGGGCAGGACACAGACUGUGAGUGGAAACAGACAAGUGAGUGCCUUGUUCCAAAGUGGGGGGAGGGGCAGGGUCAUGGCAGAUGGAGGGGACAGGAGGUGAGGAACAAGUCUGUGCUGCAAGCCAACAGGUAGACCAACUGAAGUGAAGUUGGUGGCUGGUUGCCAGUUCCUUAUUUGGCCAAAAGUUUGAAACCCUGCUCAGUCAGAAAACUGAAAAAGAAACUAAAGUUCUCAGAGCUCCAAAAUAAACUUGAGGCUGCCCCAUAUUAUCUCUCUCAGGAAAUGGUCACCUCCAAGAUUCUCCCAAAAAAAAUUCUACCUACUGGGGUGCCAUGCCUGAUGGUGUCCUUUGACCAAAGCAUUAGGCUGGGCCCAAUAGCAAUGUCAUUUCAUAGAGGACACUCUUCUGGAGCUGUGGGGCGUCAUUUUGGGUGGCCCAAAGCUUAAUAUGGGAUCAACAUCCCCAGUUCCUAAUUUGGGGUCAUCAUGCAUGCAUUUGUGAAUGUUGCACAAAAAUAGUGCUUUUGAUGAAAGAUACUUAUUGUGGAUCUUGAAGGGGACAGUCUCCCUGGUUAUGUGUGGAUCUUAUAAGACAGAACUAGGCUUAUCUUGAUGAUGAUAAUAACUCAACACCUCUUGCUUUACCCAUGCCCAGCUCAGGGCCUUUGCACUAGACCUGAGUGGAGUUCCACUGGAGGAUCCCACAGACCUGGAGAUUCUGGUCAUGGACCAGAAUGACAACCGGCCCCUCUUCCGGCAGGCUGUGUUUAUUGGGCACGUGGUGGAAGAAGCUCCUCCAGGUGGGUGUGCCAGACCCUCGCAUGGUUCUUGUUUAAUACGGAUGGGCCAGUUCUCUGAGCCCACCAAGGUGGGUUGAACUGGAAGCUGAGGGUGGGGAACUGUGAGAAACAAGUAGCAGCUGAUAGGAAUGAUCGUCCCCUGCCUUAGACCUUCGAGAGUUUGUAUGCGACAAUGGCUGCACAAAUAUUGAUAGCCCAAAACUGGAAAGAGGAAAAAAACUCCCAAGGAAAAAGAUUGGCAAAUUAAGUUAAUUGAAUAUGCUGAGAUGGCUAAAUUAACAGGAAGACUCAGAAAUCAAGACAACAACAAAUUAAAAAAUGAGUGGGAAAUUUUUAUUGCAUAUAUGUCAAAGCAUUGUAUACAAGUUGAUACAUCAGCAGGAUUCUAAAAAACGUUUGCAGUAUUAUGAUAACAGAUCAAACUAGAUACAUACAGAUGGAAAAUAUUAUUUGGACAUGCAUGAAUUAACAAUAAUGGAACCAUGGAGAUGGUAGAGGGAAGUCAAGGGAUUGGAGAAAUCCCACAUUUCAAUACUGUAUUGAUGGUAUAAACAUUUUUAAUGUCUACAGUAUAUGAUGUUUGUUAUAAUUAAAAACAAUAAAAAUAUUUAUAUAUAUAAAAAAGACCUUCAAGAGUUCUGCCAGUCAGUGUUGACACCACUGGGCUAGAUGGGAAAAUAGAUUGUCCUGGUGGAAUAAGGCAUCUCUGUUCCUUCUCAGGUACCUACGUGAUGACGGUAGAAGCCACAGACGCAGACGACCCUGAGACAGACAAUGCCGCGUUGAGAUAUUCCAUCCUGGGACCAGAGAUGGGAGACGUCUUCACAAUUGACGAGCUAUCAGGGGAAAUUCAAACAGCCCGAGCUGGGUUUGACCGGGAGGUACAAGCCUGUCAAUGUUUAUCUCAGAGCUUGAGGGUGGAGUGCAGUCAUGGGUGACCAGUCAGGAGGCGCCAGAGAGCAGAGUGGACUGUACGCUGCACCAAAGAAUGAAACCAGUGGAAAUCUGGGAUGAAACAUUAUUUAUCAUUUGAAUCUGCACACAAACUUUGAUCAUUUGUAUCCUUAGGGUCUAUUUUGUUACGACAUUCCCAAUUUCGAAAGCUCUUGGGCUGAGAUGUUUUUGAAAAAACGGGGGCAAUCAUUUUGAAUGCAGCACAUUAAUGCUGUAACAUUAUUGCCCUGAAUUAUUUUUAAUAGUCUCUCUCUCUCUCUCUCUCUCUCUCUCUCUCUCACACACACACACACACACACACACACAACGUCUCAAAACUAUACUUGAAAGAGUGAAAUGUCAGGAAAUGAUUUGCAGUAUUCUAAAAAUACACCAAAAUUUUACUUUAUUUUAUUUGCAAAAAUCCAGUACAGUACAAAUAAGCUUUGACCUACCGUCUUUUGGAAAGAAAGGUGGGACAGAAAACCAGGUUUUUAAACUUAUCUGACACUAGUAGCCUCACACCCAGCAUUGCUGAAUAAUUCUAAGAAACAACAGCAAAAAUCAGUGCAGUUUUAAAAUCGGGGUUUCAAUCGGUGCAAUUUUUAAAGUUUCGCUCCACCAUCUUGAUUCAGAAUGAUGCCCAGAUGUAUCCAAAUAUAGAUUUUUUAAAAAUAUGCUACUCAAGCUCAGGAACCGUCAUGCAAUUUGGUUACAGCAUCUUAAGAGGUGUCCAAACGUAUAGAGAACUGCAAACAACUUUCCGAAAGGCAUUGUAGGUAUGGAACCCAGGGAGGAAUAGGCAGAUCCUAGAACCGUGUGAAUGGUAUGCUUCCCUCUCUGGCUUGUACCCUCUUCCCCACACCGUCACCUACCUCUGCUCCUCUCCACGCAGGCCAUCGGCAUUUACAACCUGACGCUCCAAGUGGCAGAUAUGUCCGGAGAGGGUCUGGCCACCACCGCCACAGCCGUUAUCUACGUGGAUGACAUAAAUGAUAACCCGCCUGAGUUCACGGAGAAAGAGGUGGGGAGCCCACCCACCACCCACUGAGGAGGCAGAACUGCUGGGAGAGGAGACUAUAAAGGACCCUGGCUGGGUUCUUUAUCCAGUUGGUGUGGCUGGAAGUUCCUUCUGCUCCGUUUGAAUGGAGUUAGGGGCUUCAGAGUGCAGUGGAGCAGGGCUUUGUUUGGCCUCUCCAAUAUCUCCUGCGUAAUACCAACAGCAACGAAACCCACUCCAGUUGUGAAUCAGGAGGUGAUCCACGCCGAUGAAUCAGUGCAGCUCACAAAACGCAUCAAGUGCGGGCCAUAGCGCACAGGCUGCUCCUUCCAAGCCCCUUGGCAGCAUCCAAUUGCUAUUUAUCAUUGUUGUUUAUUCCCAACGCUUCCCCCACAAUGAGUUCAAGAUGUUACACAUAGUUCUGCCCCUUCUCCAGUUCUCCCUCAAAAACCAGAAAGAAGGGGAAGACUGUGCCCUGCAAAGUGUGCACUGGCAGAUCUAGCCAGGCCAAAAUACUGAAUAACUCCCCCCCCCCCCUUCUCUUGCAGUUCUCCAUGGAGGCCCCUGAGAACAAGCAAGGCGUGGUCAUUGGGCGAGUGCUGGUCCAAGACAAGGACCUCCCUGGUUCUCCCAACUGGUUGGCUAAGUUCACCAUUCUGGAGGGGGACCCCAACGGAGCUUUUGCCAUCCACACUGACCCCCUCACCAACGAUGGCGUCAUCUCCCUGGUGAAGGUAAGGAAUGACAUUCAGCUGGAUCCAUCCCUGGAGCCUGUUUAGAGCACCGGGUUCAGCCUGGGAACAAUGGCCAAAGCACUGGGUGCUAAUGAGCAUGCACAGAGUGCGUUCUGCUCACCAUGGAGUAGCCAUGGCCUCCCCCAUUCCCUAAAUAUGAGGCCUGGGGUGUGGACUUUGAGGGGAGAGGGAUUUACAGACUAGCUGUCUUUGUAGAGUUUAAAUAAAGGCACACAAUCCCAAACUUUAAGCAAGCAAGAUAAUGAUAACCAGAGCACCUCUCACCAUGCGCUAAGGGCAGGUCCAUCAGCACAGGGUAGCCACAACCAGUCGCCAGUCCUCCUGGAUGAAGGGAGCAGGAUUCUGGGGCCAGAAGCCACAAUACGCAAAGUGGAUUUGAGUUCUUGCAACUCUUGCUUUAGCUAUCAAUACCUGGUUGAAGCUCAAAACAGAGCAGACAGAGAAAAGGCUGGGAAGCAGGAAUGCUGGCCCUAUUUGAGGGAUUUGCAACGAUGGGAGCAAAAGGGUCCCACGCCACUAACCACGGCUUCACCAAAUCUCUUUCCCUAUCAUCAGGCCCUCAACCACGAAGAACGGGACCGGUUUGAACUGCUUGUCUCUGUCCAGAACCAAAGUCCCCUGGAGCUGUCUGCCCCAAAGGCUGCCAGGGCCUUGACCACAGUGCAAGUGAAUGUGCUUGAUGCCAAUGAAGCCCCCUUCUUCCGGGAAAAUCCCUGGAGGGGAAGCGUGAAUGAAGGUGCGCCCCCUGGCACAGAGAUAACCCUCUACCGUGCCAGUGACCCAGACACCCAGCAAGGGCAGCAACUCAGGUGAGCUGGGCCAGAGGGCUUCAGGCUACCGUCCAAGGAGAUACUCCAAGUUAGCCUGCAUUGGGAGCAGGUGGGUGAUUUUAAGGAGGAAGGGAGCAGAAAACGCCCUGGCAGGGUUGGCCUCCAGGGCUUGGUGGAAUUCUGCCCUUCCAGAGCUGCAGACCAAAGGCAUGGCUUGGUGCCUGGCAUAAAAUUCAGUGCCGCAAGAACUGCAGCUCCUGUUCCCCUUUUUGUUUUAAAUAAGUCUCUAGCCUUUAUGGCCUAGAAGAAAAACAUACCAACUUGCAGAAACAGAAGAAAAGUCCUGCUGGAUCAGGUCAAAUGCUUAUUUAGUCCAGCAUCUUGUUCUCACAGUGGCCAACUAGAUGUCUGAGGAUACCCACAAGCAAAACCUGAGUGCAACAGCAUUCUUCCCCAUUGUGAUUCCCAGCGACUGGUAUUCAAAGGCAUACAGCCUCCAGCAGUCAGGGGAGAGCAUAGUUGUCAUGACAGUGUUUUGUAUAAGCCUCUGCAAGGUGCCUCCUCCACCACACAAGCCCAAUUUGCCUCCCAGAUGUGUGUGACAUCCUGGCGAGUGUGACUUUGCCUCUAGGAAAGCAAAUGCUGUUCAUGAACACACACACAGAGAGAAUAUUAGCAUCUCUUUCUCUGACCUGCAUCCUCAGGUACUUCCAGGCCUCUGACCUGGCCAGCUGGCUGCAAGUGGACCCUGACUCCAGCCUGGUGCAGACACGACAGACGGUUCCCCCACGCUCAACAUUCCCAGGCGGCUGGUACACCUUGCAGAUCCUGGCCAGUGAUAAUGGUGAGAAGGUCAGGCAGAGUGUGGGAGAGGACAGGAGCAGGCCCAUGGCUAGAAGUUCACUGUAACAGGGGCAGGGAAUCACUGCAAAACAGCCGGCAUGGAGAUGCAAGACACUUGAUCAUGUCACUUGCAGAGCAUCUACACAUCUUUCAGUUAGUGUCACUCAUUCGUUCCCACACUUUUCAAUGCAUUUCCUCGUCGCUUUUCAAGCAGCAGAGCCGAGGGCUGUUCUUUAUAGUGGAGGUUUUGUUACACCGGGGGAGCAGAGGCCUUUAAUCCACUUUAGGUGCACAAAUGUUAUGAUAGGUGCUUGAAUCCCCCCUGCAAAAUACUGGGUCUGAAGCUGCCUUUAGAGAGUCUCAGAAGGGUAUAUUGGAUCAUAGGAAAAAGUCUGGCUCCACUAGUAGCCAGAAGAUGCCCUUGGGAGAGUUUGCAAGAAAAGUAUCUAUCCCUUAUUUGCCACAAAGCCUCUGGUAAUCAGAUAUAGAUUUCCCCUCCACAUGGAAGUUCUAUUCUUUCCAAGGUAAUAGUCAGUAACAGGGCAAAGCCAAGACAUUUUGCUGAUGGAGGUGGCCAAGAUGUCUCCUCUGCUUUUCCAUGCACAGGAGGUGACUGGGCUGGUAGUUGGAUCUGCUGCCAACAGGGUAGCAUUGUACACAUCUAAAGGCAGCCAGCUAGUUUAGGGACUGUGGGACAAGUAACUUUCGGACAAGCCACAAGGAACACAGAGCUCUAGCCUCCAAGCAGAGGGAAUUCCCAGGGGCUCAGGCAGAAUAGCCUGCAACCACAGCUUCCUCACACUGCUUAUUGUUAGGGCCGGCCCUAGUCACAAUUAAAUGAUGAUGAUGAUGAUGAUAUAUUAUUUAUACCCCGCCCAUCUGGCUGGGUUUCCCCAGCUACUCUGGGCGGCUUCCAACAGAAUAUUAAAAUACAGCAGAAUAAAGCUAUCCCUUAGCAAUGCAUCUAUGUUCUCCUGCUUUUUGUUUAGGAAACCCAUCCCUGACAGCUACGGGGACCCUGUCCAUUGAGGUGCUGGAAGUCAACGACCAUGCUCCUCUUCUGCUUCCGGUGACUAGCGAGCUAUGCAGCCAGGGCGGACGCCUGGUGCUGAGCGCCACUGAUGACGACCUGGCUCCCCACGCUGAGCCCUUCCACUUUCGCCUCAGCCCUGACAUGGCUCAGAAUUGGACUCUCGGACACAUCAAUGGUAACCUUGACCUGGUGGGCGUCAGCACCCCUACAUUUAGCAGAGGGUGGGAAAGAGAUUCAACCAGGGAUGGCAUCAGCGUUUGGCAUUCCCAGUCAAUUCCAAGGGGCCUGAGCACUCCACCUUAAAAAAAAUACAUUGACCUGGCUCUCUGAGCAAGGCUGGACCACAAAGUCCAGCCACCAUUUUAAUUUCCUUCAAUAUCAUCCAAGGUAUUGUGGGAAAUUAAAAUGGCAGCUAGGCUCAGCUUCCUGGCACUGCCUGUCACUCAACACAGCUGUUUCUGCCAUUGCUGCUGCCCCCAAGCAAGCCAGCCGGUGGGCACCUUGUCCCGGGACCCCUCAGACCCACUUGGAUUGGUCUUCCUGCAAAGGUAACAGAAAGCAUUUUGGAAGGGGGGUGCAGAAGAAUAGAAACAGUCAGGCUCCUGCUUGCUCCAUCCUCCUCCCUGAAACUCCCCCAUCUCUUACAGACACCCAUGCGCUGCUGCAGACUGAAGGAGAAGUGGACAUAGGGCUCCACGUCCUGCCGCUGCUCAUCAGUGACUCAGGGACGCCGCCGCAGGUGCGAGAGCAGCUCCUGAAUGUCUCUGUGUGCGCCUGUGACAAGUGGGGCUCCUGCCAGGCUCACGUUGCUGCCGUGGUGGGUGCUGUGGCAGGCCUGAGUUUCGGGGCCUUGAUGAUCAUCCUGAGCUGCACCAUCCUGCUCCUGCGUAAGUGCGACGUGCCUUCUGGCAUGAGAUUCAGGGCCUGUUCCUAAAAGGGCAUUUUGCUGGGGCAUGUCUGAUGUGGUUCAGUCCCUCAACCUAAUGGUAGGGCCAGCCUGUCCCGUGGGACCCGAGGUACAAUGUCAGAGCAGGCUUCUUGCGUCUCUUACUUGCUCAUGAGUAGGAGCUGCCAAACAACAGCUGUGUGUCAUGCUGUGCAGAGGCCUGGGCAGCCACCACAUAUAGCAAGGCCUUUUUGGAAGCAACUUGGGCCCCUGCUCUGGAACUUUUCAUCAAGUCCUCCCUGCUGCUCCUGCAAAAAUGGGCAGAAUCGUUUCUGCUUCCACUGGCCUUUUGAGUACUAAUUAUUACUUUUCUCACACUGCAUCAAUUUUCUGCUGUAAUCCAUCCAUCCGAAAAUGUAAUAUAUUAAGGAAAAUUGCUGUGCAACCCCCCACCCCCCAUAUUAGGAAAAAAUGCAUAAUGGUGUGCAUAUGAGGAGAAAUUCUCGCAAAACUGCUGAAAAAAUUCCAUGAGGACUUAAAAAAUAAUAAUAAGCAAACUAAUAUGGAGAAUUAAAUUUAGGAUUGGACAAAAAUGAAAAACUGUGAGAAACCAGAAUUGACAUAUUUGGUCAUUCCUACUUGCAGGAGGCUGGGAAAAAGAUGUUUUGAUGCUCUGCAACACACACACACACAAAAACACACACACAGCUUUUAACCUCUCCCUCUCUGCUUGCAGUCCUGGCGUUGCUGGUGGCUGCGCUGGAGCAUUCCCGCCGUCAGGCCUUCCACAAGGGUCUCCUGGGGUGCUCUCAGGAUGACUUGAGGGACAACAUCGUCAACUACAAUGAACAAGGAGGCGGAGAAGAGGACCAGGUGAGACCCCAAAUUAUAUGGGGGGUGGGGUGGGAGAGCACGGCAGAGAAGGCAGCCUGAACAAUCUAUGAUGGACUUAAAGAACUAUGGAACUCCCUUCCGCAAGAGACAGUGAUCGCCAGCUGGGUUUGGCUUGGACUAGACAAAUUCAUGGAAAAUGAGACUGCCAAUGACUGCUAGCCACAAUGGCUGGUAGUAACUCCACUGUUGGAGGCAGGAGGGCUCUGAAUGCCAGUGGCCAAGAAUUAUGGGUGGGGAGAGGUGAUGUCACACUCGGGUCCUCCUUACAGGUUUCCCAUUGGCCAUGGUGAGAACAGGAUUUUGUAUGCAUUUUCAAUUGGGGGUCUCCCAACUUGAAUCCUCCCCUACUUCUAAGCCUCAUCUGCCAGGCCCCAGCAGGGCCAGGAAGCCUUGUGUCUCUCUCACACAUAUCGUGGUUGUAAGGUCCCUCUUCCUGCCUUUCAGGAUGCCUACGACCUCAACCAGCUGCGCAACCCCGACCUCUUCCCCCCACCAUCUCUUCGGAGCAAGCCGCCGCACCGGAGGGACGCCCCCUACAGCUACGGCCUGCCUCAGUACCCCCGGCGGCUGCCUGCCUGUCCUUCCGACAUAGAGGACUUCAUCAACGAGGUACUGAAGGGACACAUCAGGGGCUAGGAGGAUGGCAGCGUGGGGAGAGGAACUGCUGAGGAUGGGAGAGGCCAAUUGGGACAGAGCGGGAAGUGGGGGGGGGGAACCCUCCCCGAUUUUGGCCACACGGAGCUACCCCCUUCUCAGUUUGGUGCUGGCACAAGUUAUUAAGAAGCUGCAGGGCCUAGCAGCCAAUACAGCAGGAGUGGGGAACCUGGCAAAUGGUAGAUGUUGCCGAAUUCCUGGCUCCCAUCAUGCUUGACCUCUGGCUGUGCUGGGAAUUGGGAGUCCAGCGAUUGCCGCAGAGCUGUAGGCAUCCCACCCUUGGGGUGCAAGAGGUCAUGGCUAGGAAAAAGGAGGCCUGGCAAUUAAGGUAAAGGUAAAGGGACCCCUGACCAUUAGGUCCAGCCGUGACCGACUCUGGGGUUGCGGUGCUCAUCUCGCUUUAUUGGCCGAGGGAGCCAGCGUACAGCUUCCGGGUCAUGUAGCCAGCAUUACUAAGCCGCUUCUGGCAAGCCAGAGCAGCGCACGGAAACACCAUUUACCUUCCCGCUGGAGUGGUACCUAUUUAUCUACUUGCACUUUGACGUGCUUUCGAACUGCUAGGUGGGCAGGAGCUGGGACUGAGCAACGGGAGCUCACCCUGUCGCGGGGAUUCGAACCACUGACCUUCUGAUCGGCUAGUCCUAGGCUCUGUGGUUUAACCCACAGCGCCACCCUGGCAAGUAGCUAGCCCUUAAUGCAGGCUUGCCCUUUUGGCUCCAUGGGGGCUGCAACUAGAACACUUAAAUCUUAUUUUGUUCAUUUAAAAAUUGUAUAUCCCGCUUGUCACAGUUAAGUCUAACCCAAGUCUCAGUUAAGAGGAGAGGGUCCUUAGGAUGUGGUUUGUCUUGGUGGUCCUCUGCUGAGCUCCCCUGGCUCUCCUCCCCCUGCAGGGCCUGGAGGCGGCCGACAGUGACCCCAGUGUGCCGCCGUACGACACGGCUCUCAUCUACGACUACGAGGGCGAAGGCUCGGCCGGCGGCUCGCUCAGCUCCAUCCUCUCCAGCUUGGCCGACGAAGACCAGGAUUACGACUAUCUCAACGAAUGGGGCCCACGAUUCCGGCGCUUGGCAGAGCUGUACGGUCAAUAGCGGGGGUUGGGGGAAGAUGGGGGGCGGGAAGGGGAGAGAGGCCAUUCCAGCAGCCAAGUAUGUGCUGGACUCUGCCAGCUGUGGACAGAGACCACGCAGCCCAGUUACCCUCUUGGUCUUUGGCUGGCCCCACUGCCAGCAAACCCCCCUCCUCUCAGCAGCUGCUGCUGCAGUAGUUAUGGGGUCACUUCCUGUUAUGCCACCUACUUCCCCAGGCAGCCAUCUUGCAGAUGAUAACCACUGCCCACUGUGGGGAAGGAGGGUAUCAGCGACCCUUAAACUCAGGUGCUCCAGGAAGUCAGCACCAUUUCCUGGGAAGAGCCAACCCAAAGCAGGGAGGGAAGGCAAUGCCAGUCCCAGAGUCCCAGGCAUAGAUAGGGAUGAGGGCCCUUUGCUAUAGGCCCACUGGCCAUUCUCACCCAAGGCUCUGAGCACCCAGCAGGCAAGUGGGUGGAGCCAGAUGAUGACAACCUAGCUUAAGAAAAUUGGGUAGGGAGGAGGAGCCCCCCACAUGAAGGGACCUCCACUGGGCUAGAUGGGGGCUCUGGACCCCCCCCUUCCUGAGCAGGCUAAGGCAGAAGACUCAAGAUACUUUGCUAGGCCCCAGCUGCACCGCUUAAGAGAGAGAGAGAUCCAGGGGGCUGGGGAGCAAGGGAGGGCAGCUGGAAAUAAAGCAGUUGAAGAUGGAGCU